This is a messenger RNA of Kockovaella imperatae, 2619 nucleotides long. RefSeq names its product Bestrophin, RFP-TM, chloride channel-domain-containing protein. The transcript has 7 exons. The coding region runs from base 152 to 2275 and encodes 707 amino acids. The record is from RefSeq and is a predicted model, not a curated record. Lineage: Eukaryota; Fungi; Basidiomycota; Tremellomycetes; Tremellales; Cuniculitremaceae. Gene Ontology annotation, molecular function: chloride channel activity.
GCUGCAUGGGACAUCAACUGUCUUCUGGAUAUUAACUUGCUCUAGUGAAGUAUGGCCACAUGUCAUCUUCUUCACUACUAUCGGGACAGCCGUCACUUGUAUCAACGAGUUCACCAGCGCGAGUCUGGGAGUCAACUACUACCCGUUCACCAUGGUCGCUACGGUAGUUGCCUUCGUCACUUCGUUCCACGUCAACAACUGCUAUAACCACUGGUGGGAAGGCAGGGUUAUCUGGUCGAAUAUCACCUCUAAUUGUCGUUCGCUUGCGUCCCUGAUCUGGCUGCAUGUGAGUCGAAUCACUGUCUUUGUUUGGUCGCUGAGCAUACGGUCCAAGGUACCGAAUGAGCCUUCAGUACCUCGAUCCGCCCAUCCGAAGGCCAGGACUUCGAGAUCCAGACAAUACACGACUCGUCCGGUACGCAAGAGCAGCACAGCAAGGAAAUGUAGGGAUAUGAAGAGCAUAGUCUCAAGUCCAGGAGACGAGACGGACUCGACUUGGUGGUCCGAGAAAUGGAAAGACACCCAAGGAAGAAGGCGGGAACACGAUGGGUCGGAGAGUCCGAAAACCCCAGCGGCAGUCGCCCUCCCUUCGACUGAAUCGUAUUUCGACAUCAAUCCGAGGGCAGAAGAGCGGGGCAGUGUCAAGUUUGCAGAGGAACCAGAGACGAUGUACGAAAGCGGCUCAGACGAAGAGCCUUUAAGAGGUGACGAAGAGGACGAGACGUUGAGUGAACACGUUGAGCACGAACAGGAUGAGGUAGAUCCUGCUAUUGCGGGAAUCGUCGAGAAGAAGACUUUCAUUGGAUUGAUUCAGGCAUAUGCUAUUGCGCUCAAGCACAGUCUGCGGGGUGAACGAGGGCCAUUCUACACGGAUCUGUAUCCCCUCAUAUCGUUCUUGCCAAAAUACAACCCGUCCAUUGGCCAACCCAUCUCGAGAGACUCCCUCUUCCUCAUGUGGCAGAAUGGCCUGCCCCAAGAGAAAUGGCAUCGCCCAAACGACUUCGCAGCGAUCCCUCUGACGCAGGUCGCAACCUACAAUGGAUACACUGUAGAUAUUGAUACCGGCCUACCUGUCUCAUCACCGUCAUCUGAUCCCAAAACCAAGGAUAAAGAAGCAGGUCACACGGGUCUCACUACCAACACGUCGGAAUUCACAGAUCAAGCGUUCGAAGCGGCAUCCUGGUACGUACCCGAAGGUCGAGAUACGAUCACUUUCACCAAACCCAUCCAUCACCGACUAGGACAUGACAUUCGGUUUGUCCAUCCUGAGCCUAAAGGCAGGAUGCACCGGGGUGAACGUAUUGGAAGUUAUGGUCAGCGAGUCAAUAUGACUACUGCUGAAUUGAUGCCUCCUCGACAUCCUCCUCCGCCCAAAAUCUGGGAUUACCUGAGACCAUUGAGGAUCUUCAAGGUCAUUGCGGAUAAAAUAAAGAGUCGAGAAUCGCUCGAUAAACAGCUGAGAGUCAAAGGAGGGAAGAGGAAUAGGAGACAAGUUGGAGUCAAAGCGGAGAUCGCGCACGAAUUACUGCUCUACCUUGGAUCCUACGCUGCGGAUCUCGAUAAACGUGGUCUGUCCAACGCUUUCCUCUCCAACACUUUUCUCGUCCAUAUCCAUGAAUUGCAGAAAGCCAUUGCGGACCUCGAGAAGAUUGUCAACACUCCUAUUCCCUCUGCUUAUAGAUCACAUCUACGUCUAGUAAUCUGGGCAUACCUCACGUUCUUACCCUUUCAACUAUAUCCACUGGUGGGUUGGGUCACCAUCCCCGCCAUCGCUUGCAUCGCCAUUGUUUAUCUUGGCUAUAUGGAAGUUGGAGCACAGCUAGAGAGGCCCUUCGGAUACGAGCGGAGUGAUCUGGAUCUCGAUUGGUUCUGUCUCAAUAUCUGUACUCAGAUCGCAGAGAUCACAGCGUUCCCAACCUCAGUCCCGUGUAGCGAGAUCAUCCGACAUCACUGUAAUCAACCUUUUACACCUGCCCUCUCUCGCUCAGCAGUGGAGAUCAUCGGUUCGCCAGAAGCCCAUCCUACACCGAAUUCUAAAGGAUUCGCAGCUUCGUAUCGCGAUGCAGUAGCGCCACACUCGACAGUAGAGUCCCACACGGGAGGGAUUGGCAAAUCUCAACGAAAAACUAAGGCACCAUGUACAAUGCGAGAUCUCGAACUUGCCGCGAAUCAGAAUGCUCGAGAGUCGGAGAUUGUGGCAAGUCUUCAGAGAGCUCGACCCUGGACAGACCUGGAAAGAAAGACGAAUCAAGAGGUGGCUGUCCUUGCCAUCUGAAAGCUUGAGACAUCUUUCGUAGCAUGUCUUUCGGCAUGUCCGACCGAACGAAGACUUGAUGCCUUCACUUUGUACAUACUUACACAUAUCACGAAAACGCAUUACACACACGCAUAACGCAUUUGCACCUCUGCAUCACACACGAUCUCAAGGACAGUUGCACGAUAUCAUGACCAUGCAUAUGCAUAUGAAGCAGAUCACAGCUGCUCAGGAACCAUCUCUAGUUACGCGAGGGUAGCGACAGUACUUGUCCGUCACAGAUACGACUUCGUAGUCUCCAGGUGAAGUCGACGAGAUGGUGUACGAGAAUUUCAUGAUGUCAGAGACAGUCUGAGGGAAAUUGU